AUGUGUGGGAUCUUUUUCUCACUGAGCUCUUCAAAGCCCACAUCUUCAACAGAAGAGGCCUGCAAUCUGCUGCAGAAGCGAGGACCAGACAGCUACAAAACCCAUACGUUGCAAAAAGAUAUCAACGCACAGGAUGGAGUUUCUCUGCCCCUUUCCUACUAUCUCACCUUCACAUCCACAGUCCUCUCUUUGAGAGGCGAUCAUGUGUACACACAGCCACUCGUAGAUCCCACAACUCAGUCCGUGCUCUGCUGGAACGGAGAAGCCUGGAAGAUCGCCGAGAAGCGCGUUCAAGGCAAUGAUACCGAACAAGUUUUCGACUUAUUUCUGCAGGCAGUGAAUAGUGAUCGGGAGAGCUCUGUUGAAAGACUAGCUGAAGCUAUUUCCAAUAUAUCUGGCCCAUUUGCCUUUGUCUUCUAUGAUGCAGUCAACUCAAGACUCUUCUACAGCAGGGAUUGUCUAGGGAGACGAUCUCUUCUCGAAGGAUUCGAUGAAGACGGGAAUCUGAAGAUCUGCAGUAUCUGUGACAGUGCCUCCGUGGAUUGCUUCAAGGAAGUGGGCACCGACGGCGUCUGUACCAUUGACCUAGAUCGCUAUCAAGAUCCCUCUCUAUCUCCCAAAGAGCUGUGCCAGAUUAAAACCAUGCCAUGGAGCUCUGCUUCUUCAGUACCAGCUGGUCACAUUAAAAAAUCAAUCCCACCCAUGAACACAUCACUACCAACAGAGCAGCCUCCUGCAUUGACCACAGACUCAACAUUCGUCAAAGAACUCGAGUCAAAACUGCGUCAAUCCCUGGAACUAAGAAUCCAAAAUAUACCCAACCCUCCGGGCUACAUCGCAGGCGAAACCGCAAAGACAGCCGUCCUCUUCUCCGGCGGUCUAGACUGCACCCUUCUAGCCAGACUCUCGCACGACAUCCUCCCCAUCGAGGAACCAAUCGACCUCCUCAACGUAGCAUUCGAAAACCCACGGGUAGCAGCCGCAGCCGCAAAGGCCAACCCCCAAAACCCGUCCCCAGUCUCAAUAUACGAGAACUGCCCGGACCGAAUAACCGGCCGCUCCGCACACAGCGAGCUCCAAAGCACCUGUCCCGGACGCACCUGGCGCUUCAUCGCAAUCGACAUUCCCUACGUCGACACCCUCGCCCACCGAGACCAAGUCAAACGCCUAAUGAGGCCGCACAACACCGAAAUGGACCUGUCCAUCGCAUGCGCCUUGUACUUCGCAUCCCGCGGCCAAGGCACAGCCCAAACAAUCCCCUCAUCACCGCUCCCCACAGAAACCAACCCCCAAGCCUACACAACCACCUCCCGCGUGCUCCUCUCCGGCCUCGGCGCAGACGAGCUAUUCGCCGGCUACGGCCGACACAGCGUAGCCUUCAACCGAGGCGGUUUCAAAGACCUCAUCGCCGAAAUCGACCUCGACGUAAGUCGACUCGGGUCGCGCAAUCUCGGCCGCGACGACCGCGUGCUAUCCCACUGGGGCCGGGAAACGCGGUUCCCAUUCCUGGACGAGGAGUUCGUAGCCUGGGUGCUGCAGGCGCCUGUAUGGGAGAAAUGCGGAUUCGGCCUUCCAGGUUCCGCCACAGCCGACAUCGAUGCUGAGAAAUUGGCGCUGCGACUUGUUGCUUUGCGACUGGGUCUGGUGAAGGUUUCGCGGGAGAAGAAGAGGGCUAUUCAGUUUGGGGCGAGGACUGCUAAAAUGGAGACGGGGAGGUCGAGAGGUACGGAUGCUUUGAGUUGA
Penicillium paradoxum is the source of this 1743-nucleotide messenger RNA. RefSeq names its product asparagine synthetase domain-containing protein. Lineage: Eukaryota; Fungi; Ascomycota; Eurotiomycetes; Eurotiales; Aspergillaceae. The record is from RefSeq and is a predicted model, not a curated record. Bases 1 to 1743 code for a protein of 580 amino acids. The transcript has 2 exons. Gene Ontology annotation, molecular function: asparagine synthase (glutamine-hydrolyzing) activity.